Molecule: messenger RNA, 435 nt
Organism: Emiliania huxleyi CCMP1516
Lineage: Eukaryota; Haptophyta; Isochrysidales; Noelaerhabdaceae
Exons: 1
Coding region: 1-435 (144 amino acids)
Source: RefSeq, a predicted model, not a curated record
AUGAUGCCGCAGGCGGCGACCGCGGAGCACCGCGGCGACGGCGUCGACCGGCGGAACGCCCACCACGAGCGAUUGGCCCGCGAGAGGAGCGAGCGCGAGGCGGGAAUGAGGGCGUUCGAGCCGCCGCCGGACGAGGCGGGGGCGGUGGAGCACGUAAGCGCGUCCGUCGUGCUCGCGGCGGUGGAGGAGAGCGGGCCCAACUACCUGCUGCCGAAGGCGCCGGAGCCGGUGAAGUCGCGCCGGAAGCGGCUCAGGGUGGACGCAACAGCAAGGCAGGCAGGUCAGGCGAUCCUCGAGACGGGCACGCGAGUCGAGAUCUUCGCGGGGGAGGAGAGAGGAGAGGUGGUGGCCGGCGACAUCAUGGAGCGGACGGUAAUUUCUCAGUGGGGUUUUGACAUAGUGCGCGAGAGAAAAGAAUAUUGUAUAUUGAUUUAG